Molecule: messenger RNA, 4674 nt
Organism: Musca domestica (house fly)
Lineage: Eukaryota; Metazoa; Arthropoda; Insecta; Diptera; Muscidae
Gene: sl
Product: 1-phosphatidylinositol 4,5-bisphosphate phosphodiesterase gamma-1
Exons: 2
Coding region: 441-4184 (1247 amino acids)
Biological process (GO): positive regulation of epithelial cell migration; phosphatidylinositol-mediated signaling; phospholipid catabolic process
Molecular function (GO): protein binding; phosphatidylinositol-4,5-bisphosphate phospholipase C activity
Source: RefSeq, a predicted model, not a curated record
GUUCUGCUACGUUGUCUUUUCGUUUAGUUAAGUUUUCCACUUUCUUUUUUAAAUGCUUUAAAUGUCCAAACAAAAAGUGCCUUAAAAUAUCAUAUAUUUUUUUUAGUUCUUAUGAAAUAUAAAAAGUCUAACUACCAAUCUAUAAAUACAAGUGCAAUUAGUUUACAAUUUAUAAUUGUAACACCAAAAAUUAUUGUUAAAUAUGGUCACAUUCUCGACAGCAUAGAUUGUGAAGAAUAUUCCAACAACAAACACAAAAACAAAACAACGAUAUCUGUGUGUGCCGAUGAUCACUUGAUGUUGAUGGCAUUUGGUAUGGACAAGCAGGAAAUCAUAGCCAUAAUUUAUUGAUAAAGCAACAGAUAAACUGCGACUGACCGGACAGCAAAAGCGAAGCAAACGACUGUUAAAAGUAGGAAGAUAUUGGGAGUAGAGUGAAAAUGAUAAACUGUUUUAGUUCACUAAGUGUCCCCACUUUGGGGGAAAUGGAGCAAAUCAUAUGCAUGCUGGAGAGAGGUACCAUUGUUACCAAACUCUAUAGUAAGCAACGAAGACCUGAACAGCGAAGAUUGAUGUUGAUAAGGGAAACGCGACAACUACUUUGGUCCCAGGUAACGGCAAAUACCCGCAUUGAAUAUGAAGGAUCGUUGGAGUUGCGAGAGAUCAAAGAGAUUCGUGUGGGCAAGGACUCUAAAGAGUUUAGGAAUUGCGCAGAUGAGGCCAAGCGUUUUGAGUCCGGAAAGUGUUUCGUAGUUUUGCAUGGCAGCUCCUUUAAACUGAAAACCUUCUCCGUUGUUGCCCUCUCGGAACAUGAAGCCGAAAAUUGGGUCAAGGGACUGCGGUAUAUGGUGCAGGACACUAUAAAUGCUUCGUACCCAUUGCAAGUGGAACGCUGGCUACGUCGCGAGUAUUAUGCCAUAGAAAAUUCUAGCACUCAAUCGUCCAAAGACGGUGGUCAAGUGACCGUUAAAGACUUUAAGACAUUCCUCGGCAGUAUUAGUUGUAAAAUGACAACAUCCAAGUUAAUGGACUGUUUUACGGAGGAAGAUGUACGGAGAAAAAAUGAUCUACGCUUUGAUGACUUUGCACGUCUCUAUAGGAAACUGUUGCAGCCGGCAGGAUUUCUUGAAGAUCUCUUUCAUAGCUUACCAGGUGGAGAAUUUGCCUAUUCGAAAGAUGGACAAAAUGUAACAUUGCGGGAAUUUGAACAUUUCCUGCAGACGGAACAGCGCGAGGCGAUGGGCAGAGAUAGCACUGCAGUUUCCAAUUUUAUACGUGAAUUCUUGCAGGAUAUUGAACGUGAGGUCCACGAUCCAUACUUCACAGUGAGCGAAUUUGUCGACUACCUUUUCUCGAAGCACAAUGAUUUGUGGGAUAACGACUGUGAUCGUGUCUACAUGGAUAUGAAACAACCAUUAUCCAAUUACUGGAUUGCCUCUUCCCACAAUACGUAUCUUACUGGCGAUCAAUUUUCAUCGGAGUCUUCAUGUGAAGCCUACGCUAGAGCUUUACGCAUGGGUUGCCGUUGUAUUGAGCUUGAUUGUUGGAAUGGUCCGGAUAAUUUGCCUCAUAUAUUUCAUGGCCAUACCAUGACAUCGAAGAUUAAAUUCAAAGAUGUUAUUAAGACAAUCAAGGAGCAUGCCUUUGUAACAUCGGAGUUCCCGGUCAUAUUGUCAAUAGAGCAAAAUUGUUCACUGGAACAACAACGUAAUAUGGCCCAUGCAUUAUGUGAAGUAUUUGGCGAUAUGCUGUUAACGCAACGCAUUGAUCGGACGGAAACACAACUGCCUUCACCGUACCAGCUGAGGAGGAAGAUUAUAUUAAAACAUAAGAAAUUGCCCGAGUUCGAAGAUGCUUCAGCCUCUUCCUUGACUUCGAAUGCUUCGUCGAAUUCAUCAAAUCUCUUAACGUCUUCCGGCAGCCGAGGUUCUAUUUCUGGUCCAGAUGACCAGGGUGAUGGUGUAAGAAAUGUCCUAAAGGAAGGUCUUUUGUAUUACAAAGAUCCGGUUGACAAGAUUUGGAAUAAUUAUCAUUUUGUUUUGACCCAGCAAGAGCUUAUCUAUUCAUCGCAGACUGAAGAUACAAAUUCCGCGGGUGGUGAUGAUGAUGACAAUAUUGUUGCUCCGUCUUCCACAAACACAUUGAUGCCAAAGGCCAAGGAUAAUUUGAUGAAUGAUGAGUUGCAUUUUGGUGAAAAUUGGUUCCACGGCAAACUUGAAGGUGGCCGCAGCGAAGCUGAUCAGCUAUUGGAAGCUUACAAGCACCUAGGCGAUGGCACAUUUUUGGUUCGUGAGUCGGCGACUUUUGUUGGUGACUACAGCCUUUCGUUUUGGAGGCGUGGCCCUAACCAUUGUCGCAUUAAGCUUAAACAUGAAAAUGGAACUACCAAAUAUUAUUUGGUAGAUAAUUUUGUUUUUGAUUCGCUGUACUCCUUGAUUGUGUACUAUAGAAAGAAUAUGUUGCGAAGUGCGGAAUUUUCCAUAACACUAAAGGAGCCUGUACCACAACCUAAGAAACACGAGUCACAAGAAUGGUUCCAUCCUCAUACAACCAAGGAGCAAGCCGAGCAGGUUUUAAUUAAGCUGGAAGUGGGCUCGUUCUUGGUCCGACCUUCGGUACAAAGUGCCAAUGCAUUUGUUAUAUCGUUCACCAUAAAUCGUAAGAUAAAACAUUGCCGUAUAAUGCAAGAGGGUCGACUUUUCGUGGUAGACACCAAUCAAUUUGAAUCGUUGGUAUCCUUGGUAAAGCAUUACAUGCGUAAUCCGUUGUAUCGCAAUGUAAAACUAGUCCAUCCGGUAUCUCAAGAGCUUUUGAAGCAGAAACUUUUGGCUUGUCAAGCAUCUUUGGACCACCACGGCAAUGGGGACUUUAAUGAUGCAUCGAGUUAUAUGGAUGCAUGCAGCCUUGAGGAUACUGUCACUUGUAAGGCCCUAUACAGCUAUAAAGCAGACAAAGCAGAUGAAUUGUCUUUUCCCAAACAUGCCAUCAUUACAAACGUCCAGAGGAACAGUUCAAUGUGGUGGAAGGGCGAUUAUGGUGGUCUAAAACAACGCCAUUUCCCAGCGAACUACGUCAAGGUCAUCGAUUCAAGCUCCGACGAUUACAAUACAUUCAAUGAUGAAUCGAACAAUGAACAGUUUUCGCGCACAGACUCCAUUGAGAUCCAUGGUGCUGUGGCCUCGUUGUUCGAGUCAAAUGAACCUGGCAUCUUGUUGAAGCUCCAAAUUCAAACGCCAACAAUGCAAAACUCAUUUGUAAUUGGUUUCGAUAAUCAGGAACAGGCUUAUGAGUGGUUCAAAGCAAUUCAAGAGGCAGCCCUAAUCGCCAAUCAAUUAGCAACGGAGAGAAGAAAAAAGGAACGUUCGGCUCGUGUUGCCAAAGAAAUGUCCGACUUGAUUAUCUACUUCCGCAGUGUACCGUUUCGAGAACAUUCCUGGGUCUUUUACGAAAUGUCCAGCUUUCCCGAAACAAAGGCUGAAAAACAAUUUGUACAACAGAAUACAUUGCUUUUUGUCGCCUAUCACCGCCAUCAGAUAAGCCGUGUCUAUCCUAAAGGUCAACGCUUGGACUCGUCAAAUUUUAAUCCGGUGCCUUUUUGGAAUGUUGGCUCCCAGAUGAUAGCACUAAACUAUCAAACUGGUGACAAGGCCAUGCAGUUAAAUCAGGCUAAAUUUCGUGAUAAUGGUUUGUGUGGCUACCUUCUGAAACCAAAGUUUAUGCAGCUGGAGGGAUUCGACCCCAACAAUCCCCUAACCAUUAGUCCUCUGGAGGAGAAACUAGUCACAAUUCGCAUAAUUGCAGCCAGGCAUCUAUUUCGUGCAGGAAAAUGUAGCAAUCCUUUGGUUGUUGUCGAAAUUGCAGGAGCCAGCUUCGAUACGGGCGUCAAACAUCGCACAAAAGUCUGUGAGAAUGGUUUCAAUCCAGUCUGGAAUGAAAUGUGUGAAUUUUCUGUUAAAAAUCCACAUUUUGCCCUGCUGCGAUUCGAGGUGCAGGACGAAGAUAUGUUUGCCGAAACCCAUUUCAUUGCACAGGCUUGUUAUCCCCUUAACUGCAUAAGAACCGGUUAUCGCAGUGUCACUUUGCGCAACAAAUUCAGUGAGGAAUUGGAAUUAGCUUCAUUGCUUAUACAUGUCGAUAUUAAACAAGCAUCGGCAACGGAAACCCACGCUGUUCUUGGAUUCUAAACCACCUAUGUAAUUCGAUCAAAGCAUUUAAACAAAACAAACGAACGAACAAUAUCAUCUAGCACAAAUAUUUUAUAAUCAUGCAUCGUUUGCGUCUAGUUUCUAACCUUUUCGUUUUGUAAGAAAUUAACUUGAAAGACUUAUAAUUUUACUUUUUAUUUUAAUUCAAAGUACUUGCUUUAGAUUGGCUUGUACAUUUUUGAAAUAUUAUUCCUCGGUAUUUUGCAAUUUUAGAUAAAUUUUGUUUUAUUAUUUUUUCGUUCAUCUUCCUCAAAAUGCUUCCAAAGUUAUGUCACAAAAACUGAAAACUAUUUACAUGUUGUAUGUAUUAACAACCUAACUUAUAUAUAUAUAUACAUUCGUAUUGAAAAGAUUUACAAUAUUUUAUUACAAAAAAUAUACACAUAUCUAUUAUCCAUUUAUUAUUGAGAUGUGAUUUUCAUAUACAUAUUCAUAAAUGUUAAUAAAUUGUAUUUUAUAUAAUCGCUAA